AUUUUUCUCUAACGGCUACAACACCAAAAAAUCUUCAACACAAUCUAGUAACUAACGACACAAUCUUAAUUCAUGGAUUCUUCCACUUCUACCCCUCACCAUCACCACCGUUCAUCGGAACGCCGAACCACAACUACAUCGCCAUCGCCUCUGUCUCUUCUUCGAUCUCCAACUAACUGUCUUCCCCUCAGAGAGCUUCUGCUCAUGUCUCCUCCAUCAUCGAGGAAAUCCAAGCCGCGAUUCGAUGAAGAGCUGCAGGAGUCGCCGGGUGUUAGACGAAGGUGCAAGAGCCGAGGGGCGGCUCUGUCUUCUCCAAGAAACUCUUCUCGAAGAUCGAGGAGGCGUUUAGAGGUUGAGGUUAGGGAAGAGAAAGAGAAUGUGUUGGUGGAUGAGGUUGGAAAACUGAAGAAAAGAAGACACAAAAAGGAUAGACACAGUUUGGUACCUUUUCAAUCACCAAAAGCUGAAGAAGAGAAUGGAGGUGACUUUGAUCGCAUUGGAAUGUUGAUUACUGAAUUAAUUAUGUGGAAAGAUGUAUCAAAAUCAAGCUUUUGGUUUGGUUUUGGAUCACUUUGUUUCUUAUCUUCUUGCUUCACUAAAGGGUUCAAUUUUAGCAUUUUCUCUGCUAUCUCACAAUUGGCAAUUCUGUUUUUGGCUGUUUCAUUUUUCUCAAAUUCAGUUUGUCAACAAAGAGGAAAAGCUAAGCCAAGGGGUUAUGUUAAUCUGAAAGAAGAUGAUAUUUUAAGUCUUGCGAAAUUGAUUCUUCCUAUGUUGAAUUUUGCAAUUUCAAAGGCCAAGGAGCUGUUUUCUGGAGAACCAUCCAUGACCCUGAAAGUAGCUCCUUUGCUUCUACUAGGAGCUGAGUACGGACAUUUUAUUACAAUUUGGAGGCUAAGUGCCAUUGGAUUUUUUGUCAGCUUCACUGUACCAAAGCUUUAUUCUUGCUAUUCCGGUCAGAUCAACCAGCGAGCUGAGUGCUUGAAAUUGCGAUUGUUGGACACAUGGAUUGCUUGCAGUUACAAGAAGAUUGUGGUCGCAUCGGCACUUAUUACCUUUUGGAAUCUAUCUUCGAUAAAGACUCGAAUCUGCACAGCAUUUUUACUGCUUGUAAUAUUCAGAUAUUUUCGACAAAAUGUCACGCAACAAGUAGAAGAUGGAGAAGCACAAGCAGAAGACAAGGAACAACAGCAGGCAUUGUUGGCUGCAGAACCAGAGGAAGAGGAACCACAGCAGGCACUACUAGUGGUUGCAGAACAGCAGCGCAAGCACUAGGAGUUCAUGCAGCCAUUCCUUGACAAUUAACACGAAUAUAUAUCUUACAUCCAGAAAUAAGACAUUUCUUUGUAGGUUGGUGAAAAGAAAAAAUAUUUGCUCAAGAUCUAUAAUCAAAGCAUUUUAAGUAGUUGUAGUUGGCUUAUUGCACAAACUGAUCGAAGUUAGUGCAUAGUAUAUUCAUUCAUUUCAUGACAUUUGUAUCUAGCAGCCAUAUAUAGGCCAUUUAUUUGUAAUAGAUAUUUUAAAAUAAUAAAAAAAAGCGUUCGAUUUAA
Messenger RNA from Trifolium pratense (red clover), 1547 nucleotides. Its product is annotated as reticulon-like protein B17. The record is from RefSeq and is a predicted model, not a curated record. The coding region runs from base 73 to 1272 and encodes 399 amino acids. The transcript has 8 exons. Lineage: Eukaryota; Viridiplantae; Streptophyta; Magnoliopsida; Fabales; Fabaceae.